ACAGAUAAAUUCAGGUUUAUCCAGAGAGCCAUGGCAGAAGGUGGAUUUGAUCCUUGUGAAUGCAUUUGCUCGCAUGAACAUGCAAUGAGAAGACUAAUUAAUCUGCUGAGACAAUCCCAGUCGUACUGCACAGACACAGAAUGCCUUCAGGAAUUGCCAGGACCAAACUCCUCCAGUGACAAUGGCAUCAGCUUUGCCAUGAUAAUGAUGGCCUGGGUGGUGAUUGCUCUUGUCCUGUUCUUACUGAGACCUAGUAAUCUGAGAGGUUCAAACACAGCCGGAAAGCCAACCAGCCCACACAAUGGACAAGAACCACCAGCCCCACCAGUGGACUAGAGCAUUCAGAAUUGGAAAAGUUCAGCAGCUAAAACCUUGCACGACCAAAUGAACGAAGUGACCAGAUUACUCCUAAACCCCACUCAAUAUGAUUUUCUUUUCUCAUUUAUAUAAAGCAGAGUUAUCAUUCACCCAUAAUCUUCAUGAACUGCUUUUAGCAACUUCAAUUUUAAGUUAAUUUUUGCUUUGUAUGAUACUGUAAUUCCUAUAAGAUUGUAAUUUGAAUAAUGGUAAGGCAUUGCAGGGGUUUUUUGGUUGUUGCUCUUACUGUGGACAUUCCGCUCAGUCUCUUUCUGUUACAGUGAUCCUAAUUUCUUUGCUGUGAUUUCUGAUAUGCAUUGAAAGAAAAAGAAAAUCCCAGUCCAUCUAGAAGAAUGGAAGGUUACUGACCUUUCUUCAG
Cinclus cinclus is the source of this 736-nucleotide messenger RNA. RefSeq names its product small integral membrane protein 14 (gene SMIM14). Gene Ontology annotation, cellular component: endoplasmic reticulum. The record is from RefSeq and is a predicted model, not a curated record. Lineage: Eukaryota; Metazoa; Chordata; Aves; Passeriformes; Cinclidae. The transcript has 4 exons. Bases 31 to 336 code for a protein of 101 amino acids.